Molecule: messenger RNA, 5187 nt
Organism: Leguminivora glycinivorella
Lineage: Eukaryota; Metazoa; Arthropoda; Insecta; Lepidoptera; Tortricidae
Exons: 1
Coding region: 1-5187 (1728 amino acids)
Biological process (GO): DNA integration
Molecular function (GO): nucleic acid binding
Source: RefSeq, a predicted model, not a curated record
AUGUCAAAUACGGAACAAUUAAUAAGUGUGCUACAAGAUACGGCUACUAUAUUACAAAAAACGCAAACAAAUCUCAAGAAAUGUCCUAAAGCACGACUUACAAAGGGUUACCUCGAGUCUCGAUUAAAAAGCAUAGAAGAUUACUGGAAUAUAUUUCAAAGCGCACAUCAAGACCUGCUUAAGUGUACACCAACAGAAAAGCGGAUGGACAUUCCUUAUUUGAUUAAUGAGGAUUACUACGUUUAUGAAGACUUGUACUUCUGCUUAAGUGGCGAUAUAAAGGAUAUGUUAUCGUCAUUUUCGAGUGUUAAAUGCAAUCAUACUGCCGCUGACAGUUCUAUAACCGGAGACAAAGUGAAGUUACCCCGCGUGCAACCACCAGUUUUCAGCGGCAAUUAUGAAGAUUGGCCAACGUUUCAAGACAUAUUUGAGUCACUUAUACACAACAACAGCUCGUUGACCGACGUCGUGAAGUUGCAUUUUUUGAAGAAUAGUGUCAGUGGCGAAGCACAAGCUUUACUUAAGAAUAUAACUGUAACAGACGCUAAUUACGAAGAAGCUUGGAAGACUUUAAAAAAUCGUUAUGGAAACAAAAGAAUAAUUGUUAAUGCUGUAAUGAAAAGAUUAUUUUCACAGAAAAAGAUAUACUCACAAACUGCUAAUCAAAUCAAAUCACUUUUGGACACAACAACAGAGUGCUUGAACAGUCUCAGCAACCUUAAGGUAUCAGUUGAUUCGUGGGAUCCCAUGAUAGUACAUUUGAUUGUGCUGAAACUUGAUACGGAGACGCAUAAGGAUUGGGAAGAAUAUUCCUUUAAAAUCUCACCUGAUGACUUACCGAAGUGGGCUGAAUUGAAGACGUUUCUUGAAACCAAAUUCCGUACUUUGGAAUUUAUACACCACACUACUUCGGCUGCUCCUGUAGUAUCUCGAUCAACGACGCAGAAAAACUUCCAUUUAACUUCGCCAGCUUCUUCUGAUGUUCAAACACCAACAACUUCAAAUAGAACCUGCAUCAAGUGUAAUGAUAAUCACACGCUCAGUCACUGUAAGGAUUUUGCAAAUAUGGACGUAACGGAAAGAACUGACUACGUGAAAACAAACAAUCUAUGCUAUAACUGCCUACUCAGCGGCCACUCCGUGUUCAAGUGUCGUCUACCAACAUCUUGCCAAAUCUGUCACAAACGUCAUCAUUCUCUACUUCACCACACAAAGAACGAGAACAUAAAGACACAUCUUAGUCACGUGGAAGAAAAUAGUGAAGAUGACGUACCUAAGGAAGAAGUAGAAGAUGACAUCACUAUAGCUACGCACUUCAUUACUAAAAAGUCCGAUGCUCUAUUAGCUACAGCACUAGUCCUAGUCAAGGGUGAAAAAGGGCAAGUGCUCACACUGCGGGCUUUGAUCGAUCAAGGUUCAGAAGCCAACUUCAUCACGGAGAGAGCCGUGCAGAUGAUGAAAUUACACAAGACACCUGUCAGGGGUUCAGCCACAGGCCUGGAGGAAAUGAAGACGUCCGUCAAUAGUAUGGUACACUGUGAGCUUCAGUCAAGAUAUGACCCCGAUUUCCACCUAAAUAUCAAUGCAUAUGUCUUAUCUACUCGAGUAACCACUGAGCUCCCAUCAAAGGCACUCACAACGACGCAUCAAGCUUGGCAGCACCUUAAUGGACUCGAUCUGGCAGACCCAAAUUAUCACCAACCAGGUCGAGUAGACAUGCUUCUAGGCGUUAAGAUUUAUGCACAAAUUUUAAUGAACGGCUUAAUUAAAGGUCCUCCAGGCUCACCAUGUACACAAAAUACAAGCCUUGGAUGGAUUGUGUUUGGAGACGCCGAAGGCAAUUCUUCAAAAAAUAUUGUUGUCAUGCAUCACAAAUUAGACUUAGACCUUCUGGUAAAAAACAUGUGGGAACUGGAUUCAGCCGAGAAACCAGAACUUACAGCAGAGGAGAAACUUUGUGAAACUAUUUAUUCAAAUACAACUACCAGAACAAACGAAGGAAGAUAUGUAGUGAAACUCCCUACAAAGGCCGAUAAAAUAAAGUCAAUAGAAGGACAAACAAGGGACAUAGCAAUGAGAAGAUUCAAACAACUAGAACGAAAAUUUGAGAAAGACGAAGAAUUCAAAACUGAAUACACCAAGGUUAUUGGAGAAUAUUCAACAUUGAAGCACAUGGAAGAAGUUCCAGAGACCGAAAUAGAAAACUCGUCGGUAUAUCUCCCACAUCAUGCAGUGAUUAGGACUGACAAGGACACGUCCAAGGUUAGAGCUGUUUUUGACGCUUCAUCUAAAGGCACGAACAACAUUUCACUUAAUGAAGAGUUACUGGUGGGUCCACAGCUUCAAGAAGAUUUAAGGAACAUAAUCAUGAGAUGGCGUAUGAAGAAAAUCUGCUUCGUUGCAGACAUACAGAAAAUGUAUCGCCAAAUUUUAGUUACAAAAGAAGAUGCAGAUCUGCAACGUAUACUUUGGCGUAAAUGUGCAGCAGACCCUAUAAAAGACUACCGACUGCUGCGUGUCACGUUUGGUACAGCAUCUGCACCCUACUUAGCUGUUAAAACGCUACAAAGGGUCGCAGAAGACGAGGGACAGCAGCAUCCAGUAGCUACGAAAACAAUCAAAGAAGAUUUCUACAUGGAUGACCUCAUGUCGGGUCAAGAUAAUGAAGAAGACGCUAUAGAUGUUGCAAAAAAUGUUCAAAUGAUCCUGAAAAACGGAGGAUUUGAUUUGCAGAAAUGGUCGUCUAAUAGCACCAGCUUCCUAAAACAAUUUUCCCAGGAGGAGAGAAACAGUAACGUAAACAUGGAUAUCAACCUGGAUGGAACAGUACGUGCCCUGGGAAUCACUUGGAACAUGGGUGAUGACAGUUUUAAGUACAAAAUUGAACUUCCCGAGCAGCCUAUCACUAUUACAAAGAGAAACAUACUAGCAGAAACGCAAAAACUGUUUGAUCCUUUAGGAUGGCUGGCACCAAGCAUAGUUCAGGCCAAGAUGAUUAUCCAGAAACUUUGGUUACACCGAUCAAGCUGGGAUGAUGAAGUUGAACCUGAAAUAAAAGAAGAAUGGUUAAACAUAAGACACAAUUUUGAAAACUUGAAGGACAUCAAAAUACCAAGAUGGCUGCACACAACAAAUCAAAGACUGGACAAAACUACAAUACAUGGAUUUUCUGAUGCAUCUACAAAAGCUUAUGCCGCCGUCGCGUAUUUAAGAGUAGAAACUGAAGAAGGUGAAAUUGAGACGAACCUUAUAGCUGCCAAAGUUCGCGUAAGUCCAGUGAAGCCCGUCUCAUUGCCCCGAUUAGAAUUGUGUGGCGCUGCACUACUAGCAAAGCUGCUUAAACAAGUUAGAGAAGCCAUGAGAAUACCUGAAAGUCAAGUGGUGGCAUGGACUGACUCAACAAUAGUUUUGUCAUGGUUAAGAGGAGACCCUAACCGCUGGCAGACUUUCGUCAGGAAUCGCGUGGUGUCCAUACUGGAUGACAUUGGUGACAAAUGGUAUCAUGUCCCAUCCCAAUCGAACCCCGCAGAUAUUGCGUCACGUGGCUCACCGCUCCCAGAACUAAUCUCACAUCGUCUAUGGUGGACCGGGCCAGAAUGGCUAAAAACUCAUGAUAUCCCAUUCCAUACGCCAGACACCACGACAGACUUGGAAAUGAAACGAACCUUUCAUACUAACCUGAAUGUACAAGAAGAAGAUAAUUCUUCAAUUAUAGACAAGUUUGACGAUUUUGACAAUUUACAAGAACUUGUUAAGACAAUUACAUAUUGCAAGCGUUUUUUAAACUAUAAGAAGCUUACUCCAGAACCUACAUUCACUACAGAAGAACUACAAAAUUCAUUGAUGAUUUGCAUUAAAUUGGCUCAAGAACAAACAUUUAAAGACGAUAUAACCAGACUACAAAAUAAUAAAAACGUAAGACGUGACAGUAAAUUAAAAUCAUUGAAUCCUUACCUGGAUGAAGGUAAUAUACUCAGGGUGGGCGGACGUCUUAAACACGCAAAUUUGGACGAAGAGAGCAAGAAUCCUAUAAUUCUGGAUAACAAGAACCGACUUACCUUUUUACUCGUGGCUGAUGCUCAUCAAAGAACCCUUCAUGGCGGACAACAGGUGAUGAUGUGCUACCUAAAAAGUAAAUACUGGAUCCUAAAAAUGAAGCAAAAGGUUAGAUCGUACAUCCACAAAUGUCUGAUAUGUGCAAGACAAAACGCCACUGCCAAGAAGCAAUUAAUGGGAGAUCUGCCCAAGGAAAGGGUUACCCCAGCACGUCCAUUCCUGAACAGUGGCGUCGACUUCGCUGGUCCAUAUCAAACACUUAUGUCAAAGGGAAGAGGAUUAAGAACAAUGAAAUCAUACAUAGCUAUAUUUGUAUGUAUGGUUACGAAAGCCAUACACUUAGAACUUGUCGGAGAUUUAAGCUCAGAAGCCUUCAUUGGAGCAUUCAGACGCUUUGUUGCACGAAGAGGCAGGUGCACACAUCUCUGGAGUGACCAAGGGAGGAACUUCAUUGGUGCAAACAAGGCCUUGGCAGAUGCAUUUGAAGAGGCAAAGUUGGAUUUUAAUGGAGAUAUAGCUACGAAGCUAGCACUAGAUGGUACUCAGUGGCAUUUUGUACCAGUAUACAGCCCAAAUUUUGGUGGAUUGUGGGAGAGUGGAGUAAAAUCCAUGAAGUUCCAUUUAAAGAGAGUCCUUACUUCGCACCUUACAUUUGAGGAGUUUUCAACUCUGAUAUGCCAGGUAGAAUCGUGCCUCAAUUCACGACCUUACGUUCCGAUAGACGACGAUGACAAAGCCGAUCCUUUAACCCCAGGACACUUUUUAAUUGGAGAGGCACCGAUAACCAUACCAUCACCAACAUUCAAGGAUAUGAAGACAAACGUUUUGUCCCGCUGGCAACACUUGCAGAAAAUGUUAAAUGAUUUUUGGCACACGUGGCAACAAGAUUAUUUAACAAGACUUCAACAAAGAACGAAAUGGACAAAGAGAGAACCAGAAUUCGAUAUAGGCCAAAUCGUAUUAAUAAAAAACGAAAAUUUACCUCCCGGAAAGUGGUUAUUGGGACGCAUUGUCGACAAACAUCCUGGAAAUGAUGGGCUAACGCGAGUGUACAGUGUCAAGAGCGGUGAAAAUAUUGUUAAACGUUCUAUUAGUAAACUUUGUUUAUUUCCUGUUGAUGUCUCAGCAUGA